UGUUAGUACCUACUGACAUUUCAAUUUUUAAUUUAAUUUCAUGUUCCCAAGACCCAAAGUCAAAAAUCAAAAUGGUGUACACACUGUUUUAGGGAAAUCAUUUUAACUUGUAACUUAUUGUUCAAUAUCUCUUGAUUAUUGCAAACAUGAUUAAUUUUAAAGACACCAAAAAUAAAUCUGCUCUCAGUACAAGAUGGGCGCAAAUGUCGAAACAAGAACAAAUCAUCGAAAAAAAGAAGAUGGAAAUUCAAGCCAAGCUACAGGCCCAAAAGCAAGCUGCAGCUUUAGCGGCUCAGGCUAAAUUAUCUAACCCUCCAGUAACAGAUGAAAAAGGAUCACCAAAUAUUUUCUCCAACGAUGGUAGUUUCAUGAGUCAAUAUAAAGCCCUUCUUGAAAAACAGAGUAAAGAGAAACAAGAAAAAGAAGCAAGAGAAAAAAAAGAGAGUGAAGAAAGUCAAAGAAAUAGCAAUGAAAAUAAGGAUACAUCUGAAACGAUUCCAAUGCUGGAAGAAAGUGAAGUAUUUGAUGCUUUUGAACCGCACAAUCACAACACAAAUGAAAGAAGACUGGAAAGAGGAACCAGGGAAAGGAACCGACGAUGGAAUGACAGAGGCCGUAACCGAGCUCAUAGUCCAAUGACUCCAGUUAUAGAAGACAGAAAGAAAGUGACUGAUAUUAUAAACAUCCCACCUUUAAUGCAACUUACUGUGCAACCUCCUGAUGAUCAAUCUCCACCACCUAAUGCCCUUAAUAAUCGUUGGGAUUCUCAUGAUGGCCCUUCUCCUAAUGAGGAAUUUGACGUAGAAGGUCAGCAAGACAAUUCUCUUGACCAAUGUCCAGAUUCAGUUUCAAUGGGAUCCGGUCCAAUGGUAUCUGGCCCAGGACCAAUGGGACCCGGGCCAAUGGGUUUUGGACCUAUGGGUCCUGGAUCAUUAAUGCCUAACUCUAUAGGUCCUGGUCCUAUGGUUGGUGGUCCGAUGGGACCAGGGGCAAUAGGCCCACCAAUGGGGCCGGGGCCUAUGGGUCCUGGUCCAUUGGGCUCCGGCCCCAUGGGUCCAGGGCCAAUGGGACCUGGACCGAUGAGACCUGGGCCAAUGGGUCCUGGACCAAUGGGACACGGGCCGAUGGGACCUGGGCCAAUGGGGCCUGGGCCGAUGGGACCCGGGCCGAUGGGACCUGGACCAAUGGGACCCGGGCCUAUGGGAUCUGGGCCAAUGGGUCCUGGACCAAUGGGCCCUGGGCCGAUGGGUCCUGGGCCAUUGGGCCAAAGAAACAUGGGUGCUGGCCCCAAUAUACCUUCAGGUCCAAAUAUGGGCCAAGGAUCUAAUUCAGGACCUAAUGGGGGUCCCAUGAUGGGACCAAGAGGACCUAAUAUGCCACCAAUGCCCCCGUUUAUGGGUGGUCCUCCAAAUUUUCCCAUGCCUCCAAAUUUCAUGGGUCCAAAUGGACCAGGGGGUCCCUGUGGACCUGGUCCGAUGCCACCAAACAUGUGCCAUCCUAAUAUGAGAGCACCUGGACCAAAUGGUCCUAUGCCACCAUUUUUUCCUUUCCCUAAUUCUCAAAUGCCUGGGCCUAAUGGCCCACCCAACUCAAUGAACUCUCCCUUCGGGCCUAAUGGUCCCAGCUUUGGCCCACAACCUCCGUUUGGACCUAAUGGUCCUAGUUUUGGACCAAAUAAUAAUGGCCCCCCAAUAGGUCCUCCUAAUAUGCAUUUUGUGCCCCAAAAUCCUUUGCCUCCCAAUUCCAUGCCCGAUUCGAAACCCUUGGACAAUAUACCUCCGCCUGAACCAAUGAAACUUCAGAACAUUCCACCUCCACUAUCACUGCCCCUCAGUCACAUACCAAAACCAAACGACAUGGAACCAGGACACAAACAAGCUCCACCACAUUCUAUGCAAGUUCUCUCUGCAGAUUCGUUCCCGCCAUCAGUUCAGCGAGCCGCCGCCGAGGUCGCAACCAACGGCGACCACUGGGAAAAUGUCCUGAAAGCAAUACACUCACAAGAUCAAAAUAUGUGGUUUCUGCAUAAUACAAACUCGAAUGAGUAUAAGGCAUAUAGGGAUCUCGUGACAAAGAUACGGUGUGAAGGCCAGGGCGAUAGAAAACCUGAGAUCAAACCCGAAGAUAAAUACGAGCCAGAAUUUUCCUUAGAAGAUGACGAUAGCAGUGACAACAAAUAUUUAAAGGAGGAAAUGAAAGACAAUUAUGAUAUAUACUCAAAUCAAUCAAUCAAACGCGAACAGACCAGCUCUCAGAGCGACGACGAUUCUGACCCUAGAAAGGAGCGUCGUAAGAGGAAGAAGUCGCGUUGGGGAGAUGACCCGCCAAUCGAUAUAAAACCACCGGGUGUAGUAACACCAUUACCAAAUUCUCUUCCAGGGGCUAAUUUAUCUAAGAUAGAUGAAGAAGGUUUAAAGCUUAAAAAUGUCAAUCGUAAUAAUCAAGCAUUAAUGCUGUAUGCAAUGACUAACUAUGGUACUACUAACCUAAGUGCGGAGGAUUGGAAAAAAUGUGAAGAUAAUUUCAAACUCAACUUACUGUACCAGGAUAUGUUAAAGAGGAGGCAAGAAGUUGAACGCUUGGCUGCUGCUGGCAAACACAAAUAUGAGUAUGACAGUGAUGAAGACACCUCAGAGGGAACAUGGGAGCACAGAUUGCGCGCCAAAGAAAUGAACGCCACAGAGAGAUGGGCAGAUGAACUCACAAAGCAAGCUGCGGGUAAACAUCAUAUUGGUGACUUUCUUCCACCUGAGGAGUUGAAAAAAUUCAUGGAAAAAUAUUCUGCGAUAAAAAGUGGCAAAGAGCCAGACUUAAGUGAUUACAAGGAAUACAAACUGAAGGAGGAUAAUGUUGGUUUCAAAAUGCUGCAGAAACUUGGUUGGAAUGAGGGUGAGGGUCUCGGUGCUGAAGGGACUGGUAUAGUUGAACCGAUAAAUAAAGCUAACCAGCCUGUAGCUAACUUAGGAUUAGGCGCAUCGACUUCUGACGUGGUCUCGCCUGAAGAUGAUGAGUUUGAUGCAUACAGGAAGCGAAUGAUGCUCGCGUACCGCUUUAGGCCUAAUCCUUUGAACAACCCACGCCGACCUUAUUAUUAAGAAAGAAACUGUCAAGGACAUAUAUCUAGAAGAAAAAUAAAAGUACACUGUAAUAUGUUGAAUUUAUAUAUUAUUAAUUAUAUAUUAUGUUUAAAACAUAGCAUAUUUAAGAUUAUACACAAUUCUUUUUUGUGUAAUGAUACGGAACUUAAAAGAUGUUUCUUAUCACGUGUAUCAAAUUAUUUUUAGUGAUUAGGCAUGUUUUUGUGUACAAAUGUUUAAAAGUUUCCAUAUUAUUGAUAGCGGGUGAAGGCAGCAAAUGAGAGUGGCUGAGUUCUACUAUUUAAAUGGCAUUACCUAUAAAUACCUAUAAUAAUUAAACAAUACUGCGUCUUCUUCUUUCGAAUGUCAAAUCAAUGAUGACAGAAAGAGAAAUCAGUGUUUCACUAAACAAGUUAAUUCUUAUAUACACUAGAUGUUUCUUCUUUAUAAUUAGUUUAUUUUUGUCAAAUAUAUAACAUAUACAAAUGUCUCAAUAUAAUUAGUAAAACUGUUAAUAAAAAAUGUAUAUCACAAAAUAUACUUUAAAAUACUAGCACUUAUAUCUAGACACGUUAUUUAUACAUAUUAAUAAUAUAUACUCACAAAAUAAUACGGAAUAAAAUUAAAUUCUGAUCCUGAAUUUUAAUCAAUCUUUCAACAGACAGUGAUGAUCCACUGCUGGACAUAUAGACCUCUCAAGUUUUAUGAGGACAAAACUCCAAUAUAAUAAUAUUGGAGUUUUGUGGUCUCUGGACAAGUUAAGCGUUCCCAUUUUCAAUUGUUUCAAUAAUGUAUCGGGUUAUAUAAACAAACGCCAAAAAUACAUGUAAUUUUCUUUGUUAUGAAAUUCUUAAUUGACAAGAAACUCACUGCAAAGAUCGUAUUAAAAUAAUGCACAUUUGCUAAUUGGCAGCCGUUUUUUUUUUCAAAAUUGUGACAAGCAUCUUGUCAUCUCAAAUAUAUGUCAAAAUAGAACUUCUUUAACUCAUUUUUUUGAUGUAAAUGUUUUUAUUCUAUUAGAAUUGUUACUUAUAAUAAAGAUCCAAAUUAUUUUGUAGUUAGGUAAUCUUUGAAUUAUAUUAAGAACUCCCCUUUUGUAUUAUAUACUAAGAUUUUAUUAACAAG
Nymphalis io (European peacock) is the source of this 4202-nucleotide messenger RNA. Its product is annotated as arginine-glutamic acid dipeptide repeats protein-like. The record is from RefSeq and is a predicted model, not a curated record. NCBI's taxonomy places the organism in Eukaryota, Metazoa, Arthropoda, Insecta, Lepidoptera, Nymphalidae. Gene Ontology annotation, molecular function: RNA binding. Gene Ontology annotation, biological process: RNA processing. The coding region runs from base 147 to 3095 and encodes 982 amino acids. The transcript has 13 exons. Gene Ontology annotation, cellular component: nucleoplasm.